AUGGCUACCAUUGAGCUCCUGGUGACAGAUGUGGCCUGUUUAAAACAGAUCAAGACCAAACUGGAGCAAGAAAACGCCUUUGUCAAGCCAAUUGUGAGCGAAAACGGGUACAAAGUGGUGAAAACAAGAUUGAUUGAAGAAGACACGCUUGUUCAGGAACUUCUCUCAGCAUUCAAACAUAAACUAAGCAUCAGAGAUAGUGUCAGCUGUUUAGAGGCUUCUGACGGGCCCAAUGAUCGACUUUCUGAAUUUGCAAGCGCUUUUUUGAGAAAUUCAGGAACUUCAUCUGAUGAGAUCAAAUCACUGUUAGAACAUCUCCCGCUGCGAUACUCGCUCUACAAGCCUUUGGUUCUUUUUAAUAAUUCUUCAGAGCGCAGUUUUCUGCAUAAUGCGUGGCAAGAGGCUCUCACUAGACCUGAGAACGCGGAAUUUAUGCAUCAGAUGCUACAGGUUUUGUUUCCACAUUUCACACAUGUAGCCACGAAUCAGCCUAUUGUAGAUUACGACGAGAUGCGUCGUCCGUUUCACAUAUUUUCGCUCGAGGGAGAUCUGUUCCGGGGUAAAAUCGAGCCCCACGUCCAGGAUUCCCCAACUUCCCGCGACUUUGACGCUUCUAUUUGGUGCCAUGUUGUUCAAAAUGGCAUCCAUCAAGUAUGGUCUCCAGUGUUCACCAUGUUUAGUCGCGGUAAUAUCAAGGAAAAAAAAAGGAUCUUGGAUCCUGCUGCGUACCCAGACGUUGCGGACAACGACGUGGUAGAUAUGUACGCCGGGAUCGGCUACUUCACGCUGAGCUAUCUAAAGCGUGGUGCACGCCGCGUAUUUUGUUUUGAGCUCAAUCCGUGGAGCACAGAGGGUCUCAAGCGCGGCGUAGCCCUCAACAAAUUUGCUGGCCAAUGCCAUGUGUUUCAGGAGUCUAACGAGAAUUGUUUGGAGCGACUAAAGCUUUUUCAAGCUGUGCGAGUUCGCCAUAUUAACUUAGGACUUCUGCCCAGCAGUCGACAAGGGUAUCCCUGGGCUCUGCAGAUCGCUAAAAAAUACGGCUCUACUCCUAAAACCACGCUACACAUUCACGAGAAUAUUCACAUCGAAGAUAUUGCCAGCGGUGUGUUCGUCCGUGACACACUGAGCUUAUUGCACGAUAUUGAACCGGAUUUUCAUUACACAUCGACACAUCUCGAGAAAGUCAAAACAUUCGCGCCGGACGUGUGGCACUGCGUCUUGGACGUUGAUCUUACAAGUAUACGCACUAUGGGACAGAUGACUGAUUAG
Messenger RNA from Lachancea sp. 'fantastica', 1269 nucleotides. NCBI's taxonomy places the organism in Eukaryota, Fungi, Ascomycota, Saccharomycetes, Saccharomycetales, Saccharomycetaceae. The record is from the annotation of a GenBank genome assembly.